AUGUAUCUGCGACCCGAGGUCGAGGUUACUGACUGGGAGGUUGUAGAGCAGUUUCUCGCGAACCAUCCGUUGGGUCUGCUCACUACCGCCAUAGCUGUGUCUGGCCAGCCAACAAUACAAGCCUCGCAUGCACCGUUCCUCUUCACCCCACCGUCACAACAUCCCAUCAAGAACGACAAAUGGACAAGCACCAGUGGCACAUGGUCUCGGGAUGGGGACAACGAUCUUGGUGUACUGCGGUGCCACCUAGCACGCGCGAAUCCGCAAGCCAAAGUGCUUCUCGCUGCGACAUCAUCAGACGAGAUUCUGGUCGUCUUUAGCGAUCCCACCAACCAGGCUGGGUAUAUCUCGCCGCAGUGGUAUAUCGAAACCAAACCUGCGACUGCCAAGACGGUUCCGACAUGGAACUACUCGGAGCUGCAGAUUUACGGCCAUGCGCGGAUCGUCCCCACCGAGCAAGUCGUUGAGGAUCUUAGUGAUCUUCAUGAGAAUCGUCUUGUGGAGGCCAAUCCCAAGUCGCACGUGUGGAAGGUCUCGGACGCUCCCGAAGCGUAUAUCAAGCGUCUGCAUGCUGCUAUCGUCGGCAUCGAGAUCACGAUCACCAGUGUGGCGUGUAAAUUCAAAAUGUCGCGCGACAAGAACGAUGCCGACCGACAAGGUGUUGUGGAAGGGCUGAAGGGUGCGGGUAACGACGCGGCGGACAAGAUAGCGGACACUGUACAACGCCUUGGUUCGUUCAAAAAGCCCAGCUAG
Moesziomyces antarcticus is the source of this 753-nucleotide messenger RNA. RefSeq lists its product as uncharacterized. The coding region runs from base 1 to 753 and encodes 250 amino acids. The transcript has a single exon. Lineage: Eukaryota; Fungi; Basidiomycota; Ustilaginomycetes; Ustilaginales; Ustilaginaceae. The record is from RefSeq and is a predicted model, not a curated record.